Serinus canaria (Common canary) is the source of this 5405-nucleotide messenger RNA. RefSeq names its product zinc finger and BTB domain containing 33 (gene ZBTB33). The record is from RefSeq and is a predicted model, not a curated record. The coding region runs from base 420 to 2453 and encodes 677 amino acids. Gene Ontology annotation, biological process: regulation of transcription by RNA polymerase II. NCBI's taxonomy places the organism in Eukaryota, Metazoa, Chordata, Aves, Passeriformes, Fringillidae. Gene Ontology annotation, molecular function: protein binding; RNA polymerase II cis-regulatory region sequence-specific DNA binding; DNA-binding transcription factor activity, RNA polymerase II-specific. Gene Ontology annotation, cellular component: nucleus. The transcript is spliced from 2 exons.
GGGCCCGGAGGUGCGGGCGGCGGCGGGGCCGCGGCCGGAGCGCGGCGCAGGGAACGCGGGGAAGGCGGGCUCGGCUGCCCCUCUCGCCCCGCUGGGGGUCAGUACGGCUCAGCGAGCGAGGAGCGGCGGAGGGGCCAUCCGUCAGCCCGGGCCCGGUGCUGCCAGGCCGCUCCCCGGGCCCGCCGCUGUCAGCGCCGCCGUCAGCGCCGCCGUUCCCGUUCGGCCUCCGGCCGCGGACCGGCCGUUGCUGCCCCGGCAGCUGCCCCGCUCGGAGCGCGUUUCUCACGGCCGGGCCCCCCGGGGUCGCGGGGGCAGCCGGGCGGGACGCGCUCCCCGGGCUGGCGAGCGGCGGCCUCGGGGCUCCGGCCCCGGCGUCUCAUCCGGCCCGACCCGGCCUGCUGAAAUAAAAGUUUAGGGGAAUGGAGGGGAAAAAACUUAUUUCUGCAACAGACACACAAUAUUCUAGCGUGCUCCUUCAGUCUUUGAAUGAACAACGUGGCCAUGGACUUUUUUGUGAUGUUACAGUCAUUGUGGAGGACCGGAAAUUUCGAGCUCACAGAAACAUCCUUUCAGCCUCAAGCACGUAUUUUCACCAGCUUUUCUCAGUGGCUGGUCAAGUGGUUGAACUGAGCUUUGUAAGAGCAGAAAUUUUUGCAGAAAUUCUUAAUUAUAUUUAUAGUUCCAAAAUAAUCAGUGUCCGAUCUGAUUUACUUGAUGAACUGAUUAAAUCAGGGCAGGAGCUGGGUGUUAAGUUCAUAGCUGAUCUGGGCAUACCUCCGGCUGAAGGCAAGAAUGUGCCAAGCGAAGUCAAAGACAGUGCUUCAGUAACUUCAGCUUCUAGUCCAAAUCAAAGAGAUGCUGAAACACAGGUGACUGUAAUCAGGCCAGAGGGUCAAGAGGCAGCAGAUGGGAUGCCAGUUAUAACACAGUCAUUCUCCUUACAUGGCAUAGAAUAUGAGACUACAAAAAUUACAGUGAGCAAUUCGGAUGAGGAGGAUGAUGAUGUAAUUUUUUGUUCUGAGAUUGUUCCUCCAAAAGAAUGUACUAAAGACAAAAAUGCUGCAAGCCAGAACCAGCCUUGCUUAAGUCCAGGUGGAGCUUCUGACCAAAAAUCCUGUGGCAGUGGUGGCUCUCCCCAUUUGAUGAACAGCACAGCAGCUCAGAACCUCACUUUGUCUGCCACUCAGCUAAGCCCAAGCCAAACACAGUCAGGUGCUGAAUCAUUCGUCUCGGCAACGCCGCAGCAUUUUACUCCUAAUAUCAUUGUGCUAAACAAGCCUCUGCUUAACUCAUCGCUUGGUGCCAGCUCCUUGCAUCAAACACAUGUGACUCCUACAAUUAAUUUACUUGAGGAGAACCAGCAGCCAUCCAAUAAUGGCUCUGUAACUGAAGUGGAAGCAACUGCUGUUGAUGAUGAAGAGGUUGUUGAAGAUGAUAUCAUUAGCUCCUCUAGUCCUGGUUUGGUCAGCAGCAGCUCUUUGGUUCAGCAAUCUUCUGUUCCUAAGGCAGGGAGCACUGAAGGAUCAGGUGUACAGAAAAAACAGGUUGUUACAUUUUCACAAGAGCCAUCUACUAAAGCUGGAGAAUUUAAAAUAAAAAUCUCAGAUGUCCUUUCUGGAAACCACAAGGAAUUAAGUUCGAAUCUAACAUCAAAGAAUGUGGCAGAUGGGCAGAAAAUCAUAACAUUAGAUACAGCAACUGAAAUAGGAGGCUUAUCCACAGGCUGUAAGGUGUAUGCAAAUAUCGGUGAGGAUACCUACGACAUAGUCAUCCCUGUGAAGGGUGACUCUGAGGAAGGGGAAGCCAAACCUGAUGACACACCCAAAAAGUCUGGCGAUGAAUCUCCAAAGGGGAAACGCAUGAAAGUAAAGCAUGACGACCACUACGAGCUCAUAGUGGACGGCAGAGUCUACUACAUCUGCAUCGUGUGCAAGAGGUCGUACGCGUGCCUGACGAGCUUGCGGAGACAUUUCAACGUGCACUCCUGGGAGAAGAAGUACCCGUGUCACUACUGUGACAAAGUCUUUGCUCUGGCAGAGUAUCGCACCAAGCACGAACUUCACCACACCGGGGAGCGAAGGUACCAGUGCUUGACGUGCGGCAAAUCUUUCAUCAACUACCAAAUCACCAUCUCGCACAUCAGAUCCGUUCACAGCCAGGACCCCUCUGGGGACACCAAGCUGUACCGGCUGCACCCCUGCAGGUCCCUGCAGAUCCGGCAGUACGCCUACAUCAGUGACCGCCCCAGCAGCGUCCCAGGCAUGAACCAGGGGGGAGUUGUCUAUCGGGUUGGCUCAGGGAAGGAUGGCACUGAGGGAACAACAUCCAACUCUCCGGCCAAACAAAUCACCUGGGAUGACAUUUUCGUUCCGCAGGGAAAUGAAACAAUUUUUAAACAAAACCCGUCAGAGGGAAGUACUGAAUUUGAGUUUGUGAUACCAGAAUCUUACUGAAAUGUUUGAAAUGCUGGAAAAAAGGGUUCAGUGCAGGAGCAUUGAAGCUGUUUGAACUGUUGAAAUUGCUGUAAAAUCAAAGGUUAAAGUCAAAAGAAGUUAACUUGUUCUACCAAGUAACCAAAUGGUAACACUGAGAUGGACCAUGUUAACUGCAGUGAUUUGUGGAAGCAAUUAAUCAGAAAAUUUACUUGAAUAGAGAGUGAGACAUUCUAAGGCACUAUCAGAGUUUUCAGAUAUGUUAAAUUUCAUCGAAACAUGAGGAUUUGUGGCUUGAAAAUAUACAAUUCCUUCUAAAGAGCUAUAAAUAUUUCUAAACUGAGGUGUUUCCUGUACCCAUACUUACCAUGUAAACCCUUUCUUUCAUGUUAGCACUUUAAUGCUGAAUUCUGUUUAGAUGUUAACCAAGAAAACAGUAAGAUUUUUUCAUCAUAGUCUCUUGGUCAUGGAACCAUUUAAAAAAACAAUCCCACAACUCACAUUUUUGAACAAGGGGCCAAAAUACAUGAUCCCCUACUACACUGGAGUAGUCUGUUUUUGAGCUAGCAUCCUAAUUCUGCUUUUAUAAAUAUUAUGAAUCAUCUGUCUUCAUGCAAAAAGUCUUGUCAACAAGCAAUACUCAGUUAGGGCUAACUUGAACAAACUUUACUUACACUUGGCAGUGUGGUAAGCUAAGUAUUCAGUGUCCUGGACCUUGUUAUUUUAGUCUUUUUGCAAUGGGAAGAAACCAAACCCUACAAAGCUGAAUAGUGAAGAAGCAUAGAACACUUAGGAAGGAGAUAAUUUUACCUUCUUACAGCUUGAGAAAUAUUGUUGCAUUUUCUUACUGCUGAAAAAAAAUGCCAGUAAUUAGUUUGACAUAAAGUGCUGUUCCUUUUUUUUUUUCCACUUCAAGAAGAAGGGCUUCAGUCCAGAAUUUUGAAAUUAUAAGAAUAUUAUUUGUUUUUAGCUGAAGACUUCUCAAAACUAUGAAUUCAUGUAAGUGCUGUAUUGGUUUAGCACUGAGACUGCUGAAGAUCCUGUAUGCCUGUUUGGCUGGAUCUUUAAGUGUAACAGGGAUUUGGAUUUCACCCCACACUUGCCCCCAUUUAUACAUUUUGGAAGAUGAGGACUAAACCAACAACCAGAAAAUACCCUUUAUUCACCAUGACCCAAAGUAUAAUUUCUUUGCAAUUGUCGAGUUGUCACCUGUUUCCAGGUUUGGGUUUAUUUAAUGUUGCCAUUUUACUCUCAUUUGGUGCCUGUUUUAACAGUUUAAAGAUUAAUUAGAUGUCCAACUUGAUCAGGAAAUGGUAGAGAAAAACAGCUGUUUGCUGGAGUCCUAGUUUAGCAUUUCAGAGUUAGUGACUUGUUGAAUUUUUGUAAAUGGUAAUAUGAAAACUCCUCAAGUUCUAGAGUUGACUGGGAAAGACUAUUGUGCAUAGUACUAGUUAUGGAAACCUUUAAUUGCUUAAAUUGCAGUUACAGGCUUCUCUUUUCUUUUUAAUGUUUUAUGUUAUCUUGAUUUUAUGACUCUCAAAGUUAAAGAUUUUAGACAUACAGUACUCUUCACAGAAAGGCACUUAAAUGGUAAACAGUUCAAAUAUAAGUUGAGCUACAAAAACGAUCCCAGAAAUCUGUGUGAGCAGUGAUGGGAGGUGGAUUUGUUUACGUGGUGCAUGUGAUGCUCAGCACUUCUCCUUUGUCAGCCAAGAACAUGAUAUACCUGAUUAUUUCCAGAUCAUAUUGCUGACCCCUUUGAAUACAAAGGGUCAUGCUUUAAAUGUGGGAUGUAACUGAGGUGGCAUUUCUGCUGUCACACAUAAUCCUCAUGGGGUGUGAGUGUGGAUUGCCUGUGUUGCACAGUUGGCUGGUGCUGUGGUGGGACUUCCUCAGCUUUGAGACAAAUGCAAUGUUAUUUUUGUUAUUGACAUGACACAUGUUUAAUCACAGAAUAGUCUUGAGCUGGAAGGGACCCACAAGGAUCAUUGAGCCCAACUCUUAAGUUAAUGGCCUGUGUUGGGAUCUGGAAUUAAGCAUACAUUACAGAGUGCAGAAUUAAACAUAAUGGCUAUCACUAUUUGCUGCUGAUAUAUUUAAAACCUUAAAUUAAACUGUGCCUAGUAAAGGUCUCUUUUUAGAGGAAAACUGGAAAAUUAGGGCUUUGUAACUAUUUUUGCUAGAAGACUCGUGCUUGCAUGUGUCUCAGGGUCUUCAGUUUUCCUUGGAAGUGAUUUUGAUAUCCAAAGUCCAGAGGUAUGUAAAGCAUUUUUUUAAUUUCACUUCCAGUAUUUAUUGGUUUGGAAACAUGUUAAAUCCAUUCUUUGAAAACUUUUUAUGGGGCCAUGAGUAAGCUUUUAUAUUUAGAUUUCUGGCUAUUGCACUUACAUUUGUGUUUUUGUUUGUUUUUGUAAGCAUUUAACUUCCAGUUUAACUUAAUGAAAAAACUUAUGUAAAUAUUAAGAAAUUGGCUUUGGGAUGAUGGAAAAAAGAGGUUGAAUCUGACAAGCAUUUAUAUAGAAAUGAAAAGUUUCAACAGACUAAGGUAGCAAACCUCACAGUCAUUUAUUAUGCCUAUAAAACCAUUUACAGAUCUGCUGCAGAAUAUGGUAAUGGUGGCUGCAUCCUCACUGCCUGGUUUCUUUGGGGAUACAUACCAUAACAUUCCACUCUGUGAACUAAACGAAUAUUGAAUAACAUCUACUGCUUAUUUAUUUUGUUCUGUUAAGGCAUGCAGCUUAUAAAAAGAUGCAGAAGCUGACAACUAUAUACAUUGAAUUCUGAGAUCUACAGCUAUUGCCUAGGAAAUGUUCCAUGUGAACAUUCCUUGGUUUUCCCCAGUCUGUGAUGUAUAUAGUUGUACAGUCUUUCCUUAACAUACUUUUUAAAGUUGUGUUCUACUUUUCAUUAAUCAACACGUGGUAUUAGUUUUUAGAGCUUUCUAUGGCAAAAAUAAAAAAGUUUAAUUCUCCA